Messenger RNA from Galendromus occidentalis (western predatory mite), 978 nucleotides. RefSeq lists its product as uncharacterized. The record is from RefSeq and is a predicted model, not a curated record. The coding region runs from base 1 to 978 and encodes 325 amino acids. NCBI's taxonomy places the organism in Eukaryota, Metazoa, Arthropoda, Arachnida, Mesostigmata, Phytoseiidae. The transcript is spliced from 4 exons.
AUGCAGCUCAAGCAUGGCACCAAGUUGCGACGCUAUAUUUUCAUGCAACAAGGACUGAUCGGAAUAGCUCAGGGGAUCUCGACUCUGUUCCUGCUUGAGAAAAGAUCAAAUCCGAGCGACGCUUGGAUUGCUGGUAUCACCGGCGGAAUGAAUUUCGUCCUCAGUCUGGUAAUUGUGGGGCAUUUCGGAGUAGACCUCUAUCCGGAGAACGUUGACGAAGGGGUGAGAGUCUCAAACACCGCGAAUGAUUGCUGCUCGUGCCCAGAGGAGAGCGAGACUAAUCCUUCACUAUUUUCCUCCGUGAAGCAAGACAAAGCGGUGCUGAUGAUAGCGGCCGCAGUUCUCGGAAACUUGAUGGCGCUGGGUUUGAUCUUGAAUCGAAAUAGAGGUCCGGAAUUGUCGAGGAUGCUCACUUUCCAGGAGGAAGGGAUUUCUCUUCAAGCCUUUGCGGUUUUCUUCCACCUCACCGUAUACGUCACCGUUCUGUUGGUUAUCAGUUUAGUCACCUACUGUUUGAUAUAUCUAAUGACUGGGGAUGCUACUGCCGACCCGGAGAAAGCAAAGGAGAAGAACAAGAACAAGAAGGAGCGAGCAAACCACAGGAACCCACCCGAGGUCCUCGUAGAUGAACCGGUCAACGAGGCGAAUGGUAUGCGGAAAGAAGCCUAUUUCGUGGCGCCUAGAAGCGAUGAAGACAGAAACAGAGUCUGCUCCAAUGAUCGUGGAGCACAUGGUCCAAGGCACUUCAACAGAAAGCCUUCUUCGCUCUGCUCGCGCGUAGUGCCGGUUCGGCGAAACUCGAGCAGAUCCGAGCGACCGCACCAAGCUGCUUCCAGCGACGACGAUUUUGCCAUUCCUCAUCGGAACCCGACGCACCGGAGACGGGACAGCAUUUAUCCCGUUGCACCUCCGCCCCCUCCCCACCCCCGCCGCCAGCAUUCUGGGCUUCUCAGUGGACACGGAAAACUAAUCAGAUAA